Medioppia subpectinata is the source of this 825-nucleotide messenger RNA. The record is from the annotation of a GenBank genome assembly. Lineage: Eukaryota; Metazoa; Arthropoda; Arachnida; Sarcoptiformes; Oppiidae.
AUGGAAGUAAAUGGAUUGGUAACCAUUCCCAGCCCAUGGGAUCGCAUUAACAUACUUUCCAAGCUUACAUUCAGUUGGGUGUGGAGUCUAUUCAUUCGGGCGCACAAAAAGGACCUUGAGUUCAGUGACCUCUACCGGUGCCCAGAAUCAGAUGAGACACAUCGGAUCCGACAUACGCUUGAAAUCAAUUGGGAUAAACAAUUAAAUAUUAAAGGAAAGCCAUCACUAUUUUGGGCACUAUUCGCAUCGUUCGGACCCGAACUCAUUGUCCUCUAUAUACCCGACGCAAUCAAAGCAGCCGUGGGUAUUGUGAUGGCGGCCAUUGGAAACAUGUUGAUUCUACAGUUGAACUUAGUGUCGUGCAGCCGAGUUGGGGCCAGAAUUCGGGCCGCCUGUUGUGCCCUAAUCUACCGCAAAGUUUGUCCCCAUACGAGUGUAUGCUUUUGCGGCGCUUGUGUUAUACUUAUUGUGGUCGCACUUGCGGUGGGCGUGUUUGACGGGAAUGGGAAUACUUGUGCUGUUUAUACCAUUUCAAGUACUAAUGGGUCGUAUGUUUCGGAGUAUACGUCAAAAGACGGCCGAAUUAACCGACAGUCGAAUCCGUUUAAUGCAAGAGAUUAUCGCUCGGGAAUGGGAAUACUUGUGCUGUUUAUACCAUUUCAAGUACUAAUGGGUCGUAUGUUUCGGAGUAUACGUCAAAAGACGGCCGAAUUAACCGACAGUCGAAUCCGUUUAAUGCAAGAGAUUAUCGCCGGAAUGCGUAUCAUAAAGAUGUACGCCUGGGAACAGCCCUUCGCACUAUUGGUCGCAAACACUCGCAAGUAA